UGAGACAAUUCUGUUCCUUACGGUACCAAAAGAGCAAACUCAUACUGGGUUGGCCUGGCUGGUCUGUCCACCACGGAUAUGAAUAAGGCGUUCCAGGAUAUUGCCAAUGCAGGUGGAACGACUGUUAGGACAUGGGGUUUCAAUGAAGUCACGAGCCCGAAUGGUGUGCCAUACUAUCAACGAUGGUCUGGAUCUACACCCACAAUCAAUACCGGUACCGAUGGUCUUCAAAACUUUGACAAGGUCGUCGCGGCCGCAAAGGCGAACGGAAUUCGCCUCAUCGUCGCCUUAACAAAUAACUGGGCUGAUUAUGGUGGUAUGGAUGUGUAUGUCAAUCAAAUCGUUGGCCAAGGGCAACCCCACGAUUUGUUCUACACGAACGCAAAAGUCAUUAGUGCGUUCAAGAGUUAUGUUUCCACCUUUGUCGGCCGCUACAAGAACGAACCGACGAUCAUGGCUUGGGAGCUCUCAAAUGAACCUAGGUGCAAGGGCACCACUGGUACUACCUCUGGAACGUGCACGACUCAGACCAUCACUAAGUGGGCUACCGACCUUAGCGCGUACAUCAAGUCAAUCGACUCCAACCAUCUAGUUGCAAUUGGAGAUGAAGGAUUUUUCAACCAACCCGGAAACCCGUCUUAUCCGUACCAGGGAGGCGAAGGUGUUGAUUUCGACGCCAAUCUGAAGAUCAGUAGCAUUGACUUUGGAACGUUCCACGCAUAUCCCAUUUCCUGGGGGCAAACAUCGGACCCAGCUGCUUGGGGAUUGCAAUGGAUAAAAGACCAUGCCACAUCGCAAAAGGCAGCGAACAAACCGGUUAUUAUCGAGGAAUACGGAAUCACACCAGCCAAUAUCCAGGGAUCCACGUACACUUCAUGGCUCUCGACCGUCGUAAGCUCAGGAUUAACCGGCGACCUCAUUUGGCAAGCUGGCACCGUUCUCUCGAACGGUCAAAGAACGAGUAACGAUGGCUACGCGAUCUUUCCGGACGAUGCCACAUAUCAGGUUUUAAAGAACCAUGCGGCUGCCCUUAAGUCGAGGGGAUAGAUCCAGAUCUCGUCAACUUCUUGCUCAAUUUUCAGCGCUUGAAGUUAAUAGUAGGAAGUUUAUGUACCUUUGUCGUGUAUCCUCGAAUCAAAGGUGCUACCAGAUCAAACUCGAAAUAAGGUGUUCAGUCAACACUUGAGCUCGAAGUGGCAUCGCCCACUGUACUGGGUCCGCCGGAUAUUGCUUGCAGGCCAUAGUAGCUCCGAAGACCUGGAGGUAUUGAGGAAACUGACUUCCGUAACGCUACUCGACUUGGGGCUCGAAGGACUCGGUGUGAGAGAAGGUGACCGUCACACUGGCA
Marasmius oreades (fairy-ring Marasmius) is the source of this 1348-nucleotide messenger RNA. RefSeq lists its product as uncharacterized. Bases 79 to 1047 code for a protein of 322 amino acids. NCBI's taxonomy places the organism in Eukaryota, Fungi, Basidiomycota, Agaricomycetes, Agaricales, Marasmiaceae. The record is from RefSeq and is a predicted model, not a curated record. The transcript is spliced from 13 exons. Gene Ontology annotation, molecular function: hydrolase activity, hydrolyzing O-glycosyl compounds.